GGCUGCCUUUCAAUAGUGCGUUGAGAAUUAACCGUCUCCCCUUCGCAGGCUUUUUCCUAAACUUGCUUCCUCCAGCUGUGCAGAGGGGUUAUGUCCAAGGUGGUAGACUUUUUCAGAGCUGGACCAUGAAUAACUGCAUCCUUCUGGAAGAACAACUGAUCAAAAAAUCCCAACAAAAGAGAAGGACUUCCCCCUCCAACUUCAAAGUGCGCUUCUUUGUUUUAACCAAAGCCAACUUAGCAUAUUUUGAAGACCGCCAUGGGAAAAAGCGAACUUUGAAGGGUUCCAUUGAACUUUCCAGAAUCAAAUGUGUGGAGAUUGUGAAGAGUGACAUCAGCAUACCUUGCCACUAUAAAUACCCCUUCCAGGUGGUACAUGAUAAUUAUCUUCUAUAUGUAUUCGCUCCUGAUCGAGAGAGCCGACAGAGAUGGGUGUUGGCCCUUAAAGAAGAAACCAAGAAUAACAACAGUUUGGUGCCUAAGUACCACCCCAAUUUCUGGAUGGAUGGGAGGUGGAGAUGCUGCGCCCAGACUGAAAAGCUUGCAUCUGGCUGUGCUGAGUAUGAUCCAACCAAGAAUGCUUCAAAGAAGCCUCUUCCUCCCACUCCCGAAGACAACCGGCGAUCACUGAGAGAACCUGAAGAAGCCCUUGUCAUUGCCUUGUAUGACUACAAUACAAACGAUCCCCAGGAGCUUGCGCUACAAAGCAAUGAAGAGUAUUACUUGCUCGACAACUCAGAGAUUCAUUGGUGGAGAGUCCAAGAUAAGAACGGGCAUGAAGGAUACGUUCCAAGCAGUUACCUGGUAGAGAAAUCACCAAAUAACCUGGAAACAUAUGAGUGGUACAACAAGAGCAUCAGUAGAGACAAAGCAGAAAAACUCCUUUUAGACGAGGGCAAAGAAGGAGCCUUCAUGGUGAGGGACUCUAGGACGCCAGGAACAUACACUCUUUCCGUUUUCACCAAGGCAAUCUUAAGUGAGAACAAUCCUUGUAUCAAGCACUAUCACAUCAAAGAGACCAAUGACCAUCCCAAACGGUACUACGUGGCAGAAAAAUUUGUGUUUGAUUCCAUUCCCAACCUGAUCAAAUAUCACCAGCACAAUGGAGGAGGUCUUGUUACACGUUUACGGUACCCCGUUUGUUCCUGGAGAAAAAAGGCCCCUAUCACAGCUGGGUUAAGAUAUGGCAAAUGGGUGAUCAAACCCUCAGAACUCACUUUUGUGCAGGAGAUUGGCAGUGGGCAGUUUGGCCUGGUGCAUCUUGGCUACUGGAUGGGGAAGAACAAGGUUGCCAUCAAGACCAUUCAGGAAGGGGCCAUGUCAGAAGAGGAUUUCAUAGAGGAGGCUGAAGUCAUGAUGAAACUCUCUCAUCCUAAACUGGUCCAGCUCUACGGAGUCUGUGUGGAGCAGGCCCCUAUUUGCCUGGUGUUUGAAUUCAUGGAGCACGGCUGCCUGUCCGAUUACCUCCGGAACCAACGGGGGCUCUUUUCUGCAGAGAGUCUCCUGGGCAUGUGCCAGGAUGUGUGUGAGGGGAUGGCUUACUUGGAAGAAGCUUGUGUCAUUCACAGAGACCUGGCCGCCCGGAACUGUUUGGUGGGAGAAAACCAGGUCAUCAAAGUGUCAGACUUUGGCAUGACAAGGUUUGUUCUCGAUGACCAAUAUACGAGCUCCACCGGUACAAAGUUCCCCGUGAAGUGGGCCUCCCCAGAAGUUUUCUCUUUCAGUCGUUACAGUAGCAAAUCUGAUGUGUGGUCUUUUGGAGUCCUAAUGUGGGAAGUCUUCAGCGAGGGCAAAAUCCCUUAUGAAAACAGUAGCAACACCAAGGUGGUGGAAGAUAUCAGCACUGGAUACCGGUUGUAUAAACCUAGACUAUCCUCCCCUCUCAUCUACCAGAUCAUGAAUGAUUGCUGGAAAGAGAAACCAGAAGACAGACCAUCUUUCGCUAGCCUGCUGUGUCAGCUGGCUGAAAUCGCUGAAUCUGCACUUUAAGCCAGGGUCUCUGGGGACUGCUGAAUCCGAGCUCCAACCAGGGGUCUCUGUGGCUCCGUGGGCAGCAAGCGUCUAAGUGGGGAUGGGGAAUUCCUACUUCCACAUAGCAUUAAGGACAGCCUCCAUCCCAAUCCUUUCUAAAGGCCAUGAGACCUGGGUGAGCCAAGCCCCAAAGCUGCUAAGGAAGCAGUGAUUUGAAAGUUGCCUGGAGAAUAGGGGGAGCCAGACUGGAAUCCAGAAAAGGUGGCAAAGGGCAUUACUAUCCUGAAGCCCACUACUCGACUAACCUCACGCACAGAGGUUGAGACUCAAUCCGGAAGCUUUUUGUGGGAUAUCUCUUGAUUAUGAAACUGGGGGGUAGGGGAGUGAAGUUGCACUCUAACGCUAUGGACUGACCUUUCCUUAGACUCAACAGCUCCACGUCGCAGAAUUUUCAAAGGCUUCCAGGCCCACAUGCUUUGCAGCAGGCCAAGCAUGCAGUUUCCUACCCGCCCCCACAAGGAAACAGGGAGCUGCAUCAGCUGUGCCAGCUAUAUUGACCAAACAAUGUGGACCACAGCUUCCUGCCCAUAUGCAGGGGAGGUUGAAACAACUCCAUGGCACUGAUGGGCUCUGUAGCAGCUGGCUGGAGUUGCAGCUAGCCGCACUGGCACCUGUCUGCUCAGAGGAGAUGGUGUGGGGCUGCCGCCUCUCCUACUGAGCAGGGGAAGAAACUGUUCAUUUAAAAAUUGGUCACCAACAGCUUUAAUGGAGUUUUCUGCAUUGCUCUGUUCCUAACAUCAGGGGAAGCCAAGUCAUUGUAUGAGUCUUGUGUUUCUAGAAGGCUGGGGUAGGGAGAAGACGAAAGGAAAGGUUUAAAGUUAGGGUUAAGUUCCAAGGAGAAACGAGGAGUCAGUGCAUUCUCUCUCAAACACAGGUGGGGGGAAACUGUUAGGUGGGUAAGAAAUUCCUCAAUCUGUUACCUAGGUAGGAGGCAAGAGUGAAAAGGUAAGGCUAAGAACCAGUGAGAAGAACAAGUCAGCGGAGUCUUUGAAAUCCUGAAAUCACUCCCAGGCUGAUUACCAUGGGCGCUGAUCCUAUCUCUGUGAACCAGAAUGAAAUUCCCAUUCCUCUACUCUAUAUUGUUUACUUCUACCUUCAAUUUAGUUCAACAUGGGAACAAGGAAAGAAGGAAAUCAGCAUUCAUUAAGCACCUACUAUGUGUCAGGCCCUGCGCAGGGUGCUUUAUGAAUAUU
Molecule: messenger RNA, 3223 nt
Organism: Vombatus ursinus (common wombat)
Lineage: Eukaryota; Metazoa; Chordata; Mammalia; Diprotodontia; Vombatidae
Gene: ITK
Product: IL2 inducible T cell kinase
Exons: 17
Coding region: 126-1988 (620 amino acids)
Biological process (GO): T cell receptor signaling pathway; intracellular signal transduction; peptidyl-tyrosine autophosphorylation
Molecular function (GO): ATP binding; non-membrane spanning protein tyrosine kinase activity; protein binding
Source: RefSeq, a predicted model, not a curated record